AUGAAAGUUGACGCUCCGCCUCUUGAAGAACGCUCCACCAGACUGUUUUUCGCUCGGUGUCGGUGUCAAAGUUCUCGAAAUCAGUUUGGCGGUCUUCAAAGGCAGUGCGGUAGGAUUCAAAUGUACUCGCGAGGAUUAGGUGACAAUUACCUGGGGGGUGUCCGUUUUGAGAGACAGCCUCCAGAGGACCUCAGAAAAAGUAAUUUCUUUUCCUUCGAGGUAAGUUUAGAGGACCUAAACAGAGAACAGAUCCUGAUCGAAGAAGCUCAUUUUAUCGAUUUCGUGAAUGGCCCUGAGGAGCUUAAGCUGAAGAAUGGAAUAAAAUACGGGGGAACAUUUCGAUAUGCUAACGGAAUGCGGCAACCGGAUAGCUUUGUUGUUAGGCUUGUAGACUCCGCAAGUGGACAGCCUGUUCCUUACGAAGGUCAAGAUGGAGAUCCCAAAAUGCAAAUGGUUUUGUUGACGCAUGAAGUUACGUGCGCGCGUUGUUCUCAGAAGAAAAGUUGUGGAAAUAAAAACGAGACACCGUCGGAUCCGGUCAUUUGUAAUAAGUGA
Stegodyphus dumicola is the source of this 555-nucleotide messenger RNA. RefSeq names its product transcription factor coe2-A-like. The record is from RefSeq and is a predicted model, not a curated record. NCBI's taxonomy places the organism in Eukaryota, Metazoa, Arthropoda, Arachnida, Araneae, Eresidae.